GCACUAAAUCACCGGCUAGGUUUUCAUACGCUAGUAAAUUAAAUUUUCACUGCACUUUAAACUGCAGAUUCUAUGAAUCAAAUGGCCUAUCAUUAUGCCCGUAUCAAUAUCGUUACAAAGACCAGGUCUCGUGGCCCUUAUACUGUUAAGCAGUGCCCUUGUUGCUAGCCAGCUUUUUUCAUCUCUUAGCACCUCACAAGCACUGAUGGGAAUACUAGCUGUAUUUUUUGUGACAGUUUCAUUUCUGUUGAUACGAGUUAAAGAUCAUCAAGUCCACAACAAGGAUGACUCCGAGUCCCGUGCCAGAAUCAAUCAAAUGAGGUCCGACUCCAUCACGGCCAAUACUACCAAACCCGCCUUAAAAUCGGGUCCUUUGAACAUCGUGGUUGUGGGUGCCGGACUCAUAGGCCCAAGACACGCCCAGCAUGUUAAUGAUAAUGACAGCACAAUGUUGUUUGCGAUCAUUGACUUGAAUCCCAGUACAAAAGUGGUGGCUCAGAAUCUCAACACGAAUUACUUCUCCAGCAUCGAAGAAAUGAUAGAAUACUGUACCAUGAAUGGACUAAAACUCCCCGACGGAGCUAUAAUAUGUACACCAAACCAUACACAUGUGCCAGUUGCGGCGAAAUUGGCGUCCUUUGGAAUCAAUUUGUUGGUGGAAAAACCUGUUAGUCCAACGGCAGAAGAAUCCAAAGCAUUGAAAAUAUACUCAAACUUCAAGAAAGUCAAAGUCCUUGUGGGACACCAUAGAAGGUUCAAUCCUUUCAUAAUCGCCACCAAGAAGAAUUUGUACAAAAUUGGUAGCGUUGUAGCAAUUCAAGGGACUUGGGCUUUGAAGAAGCACGAAGAUUACUUCAAAACAUCUCCUUGGAGAACCAACUCGGAAACUGGAGGUGGGACACUCCUCAUAAAUCUUGUUCACGAUCUUGACUUACUACAGUAUUUGUUCGGACCUAUUUACCAGGUGUACGCUGAGUCGUUGCCCAAAAAAAGAGGAUAUGAAAAAGUUGACGAAGGUGCUGCAUUGACUCUAAGAUUUAAGUCUGGUGCCUGCGGAACUUUCAUAUGUUCAGAUAAUGUUCCAUCUCCUUUCAACUUUGAGAGUAGCACAGGAGAAAAUCCCACAGUUCCCCUUCAUGAUAACUUACAUGGACUAUACCGAAUCUUUGGGUCAAAUGGAACAUUAUCCAUUCCCGAUUUCAACUUAUACCAAAACCACCCGGAACUUAGCGAAUCUAACACCUGGUUGAAUGAAAUUAGAAGUAAACGAAUCGUGGAUCCCAAGGUGUUGAUGAAGCAAAAGCCCUUUGAUAGUCAAUUGAACCACUUUGUCAAUAUCAUCAACGAUAACCAUAUUCCCAACUGCAAUAUAGAUGAUGGGAUUUCAGCAUUGUUAGUAAUUCAGUCUGUUCAAAAAUCGCUUCAAACAGGUUUACCACAAGUGAUACCUGACAUCACCGAUAUCAAACCAGACUUUAUUUCUUUAGGUUUGGAUUUAGACAGUGAAUGGCUUUCUUAAAAGUUCUCGUAUACAUUACCGUUUAUAAAAGUUUAUAAAAAAAUUCCCUUGUAUUAUUC
This is a messenger RNA of Yamadazyma tenuis ATCC 10573, 1578 nucleotides long. Lineage: Eukaryota; Fungi; Ascomycota; Pichiomycetes; Serinales; Debaryomycetaceae. The record is from RefSeq and is a predicted model, not a curated record.